Leptopilina boulardi is the source of this 1238-nucleotide messenger RNA. RefSeq lists its product as uncharacterized. Bases 780 to 1139 code for a protein of 119 amino acids. The transcript has 5 exons. Lineage: Eukaryota; Metazoa; Arthropoda; Insecta; Hymenoptera; Figitidae. The record is from RefSeq and is a predicted model, not a curated record.
ACUAAUUUAUGAAAAUUAAUUAUUUAAUAACAAUUAGAUUUGAGUGACAGAAAAAUAAAUUUUUCAAUUUUAUUUUCUUCAUUAUGGUGGUGAAUUGGUGAAACUGUUUCAUUUUAAAUUUAUCCCGGGAAAACAAUUACUAUAUUUUUGUUUCGAUUUCGCAAAGAUCUUUAUUGAAGGUUGUUGUAAAAAGACAAACUUCACUUUAUGUCAUUAUUUUUAAGUUUUUGGCUACAUUCUUGAAAUUAAAUUAACUUUCUAUAAUGUUUUCACGAGCUAAAUUAAAACAAUUUAGAUAUAUUUUUAGAUAAACAAUAUUUUUUUAAAAACAUUUUUCAUUGAAAAAAUGGAGCAAAUAUUUCGAAAAAAAAUUAAUAUGAAAAGGAAAUUUUACAUGAAAUAAAUUUUUUUUUAAUUAUGAACCUUCCUCCUUUAUUCAAUGAGAGCUUCCCCUCUUUUAUUAAAGAGCAAAUAGAUAAUUGCACCAGUGUUUUUUGGUAUCAUCCUGAAUUUUCUCAAAGUCGAUAUCCACCGGGACAAAAAAAAAGUGAAGCUUGUACUUUAAUUUGUUUACUUCUAGCUCAACGGAUAAGUGAAAGAAAAUUAAAAAUUUUAAGAGUAGAAAAAUGUUUAGAAUUAAAUAUUUUAAUGGCAGAAGCAAUAAUUGAAGGGAAUAAAAUGCAUUCGUUGAUUUUAAAUAAAGGAAUAAUUUCACAUCCAUAUUUGAAUACAGUCGAAGCUCUCGUUUAUGGAGGGGAUAAUUUAAAUAAAUUAAAAGAAUGGAUUGGUAUAAGCAUCCGAGAUCUGAAAAUUUAUUUAUGCUUCUUAUCACAUGUGGUCGAACAAUUAUUUUUAUUUUUCAAAAUCAAAUUAACAAGGUUUUAUUGUUCGAUUCACAUGCUCAUAAUAAUUUUGAAAAUAAAUUUGGAUUGAUUGUUGCGGAGACUACAAUAGAUAAUUUUGAAGUUUUAUGUCACUGGUAUAUUGAAUCAAUUUUGCAUGGAUGUUAUUAUGCUUUUUCAAAUCAAUAUGAAUUAGCAUUUUUAUAUGAACGAGAAAAUGGAAAACAAUAUUUAAAAUCAUGUAACUGCAACAAUAGAGGUCAUAAAUUAGAUACAAAAAAGAAAAUGAAUAAAUAAAUUAAAUAAAAUGCACUGGGUUUUUUUUCAAAAAAAAAAAAAGAAAAUUGUUAGAAACAUUUUUCUAUUUUCUAAAUUGAUUUAUUUCAAUCAACUAUA